Arachis duranensis is the source of this 1565-nucleotide messenger RNA. Its product is annotated as protein JASON. Gene Ontology annotation, biological process: male meiosis II. The coding region runs from base 225 to 1340 and encodes 371 amino acids. NCBI's taxonomy places the organism in Eukaryota, Viridiplantae, Streptophyta, Magnoliopsida, Fabales, Fabaceae. The record is from RefSeq and is a predicted model, not a curated record. The transcript is spliced from 8 exons.
AUCAUGCUUCACUGUUAGUUCAAAUUUCAAAAUCCACUCCUUACUCUUCCCUUCUCUCUCUCUCACACACUCUCUUGCUUCCUUCCUUAUCAAUUUACACUCUUUUUUUUAAAUAAUUAGAAAAAAUAGAGAAAAGGAACGUUAUAAUUACUGGUUCUUCUGAAUGAUAUGCGCUGGUUAGGUCUGAUUCUGAGAUUCGUGUCCGAUCCUUCUACCGCGCCACCAUGGGUAGCUUCUUUUCUUGCUUUAGAGGCCGUGACAACCGUCACCUUCCCACUACUGCCACCACCGCCACCACCGCAGCGCUUUCUCGUCAGUCCAAAACCAACGAUGCUGUGGUCUCUCGAAAUCGGCUGUCUACUUUGUUUCUCUCUGAAGUGAGAGAAGAAUCUGCUUGCAAUGAAGGGAAGAGUUUUGGUACAGGAUCUCAGAUUCAUGAGAAGGGACAUAAUGAUGAGGCCAUGUUUCUCAAAGCAUCUGAGAAGCUGAAAGUAUCAUCUUCCUGUGGCAAAGAUUCUGAGCCUUCAAGGUUUCAUUCUUGGCGUCCCAACACGUCAGCCGAUAAAGUUCGGCUAGAUAAUCAACCAUUCAACCCCCCAACUCCCAAGAAAUGUUCUGAAGAUUGGGGGAAAAGAACAGAUUCUUUAGAACAAACAGCAAGCAGCUGUAUCUCCAAUACACAAAAUACUGGACGUGACUCUCUCGACUCUAGUGAAGGAAGUAAGACAGGGAACCUUCAUGCUUCAGAACCCCCAAAUAAGGAGGGUGAAUAUAAAUUAUCACCUUAUCCCAUCCCUUUGAAGCUACCUGAUGAAAUGCAAACACCAGGAACUGUCUUUGAGACAGCUCAGUCGCAAUUUCGGUAUCCCAAGCAAGCAGAGAAUGAAAAAUCAAAGGAAGUCUUGAAUGAAAAUGAAUCAAAGGUGGAAGAAAGCUUGUCUUCAUGGCUGAAGCCGGCGUCAGUAAUUCUAGAGGAGAGAAACAAGAGAAUGGAAAUGGCGAAUAGUCAUAUUCGCAAAGCUCCAUCUGAUAGGCCUAUCAUUGGAAUGGUUGCUGCGCAUUGGAACGAAGACGAGGAAUCUCAUUUUCCUCCUCCUAAGUGGUGGGAUGGUAAUGGGAUACCAAACUCAACCAAUAAGUACAAGGAAGAUCAGAAAGUGAACUGGCAUGCAAUGCCAUUUGAAGAAAGGUUGGAGAAGGCGUUGUCUGAAGAGAGUUCCAUAUCUCAAAGGAAGGAUUUUUGUGGAAAACCAAUUGCUUUUAAUGAGAAUGAAGAAAACGACACAGCAGUGUCUCAGUUUCAGUCAUCACCGCAUCCCCAAUCCGUUGUGUCAUUCUAGUCAUUUAGAGUUGUCAAUCAAAUAGUGUUCUAUUCUUGUGUUUGGCAUUUGAGGAAUGGAAACUGAAUAGACCUGGUUCAACAUGUUGAUCGGUUGGAACAAGUAAUUGGUUAUACAAAUUUUUAUAGUAACAUGAAAUUGUCAAGCAGUGUGCCUCCUCUGCUUGCAUUGUACAUAAGUCAUGAGAAUUAUUGCGUUAUAUAAUGGAUAUUUGGAAUUUGCUAA